Messenger RNA from Galleria mellonella (greater wax moth), 2916 nucleotides. Its product is annotated as ATP-binding cassette sub-family G member 1-like. NCBI's taxonomy places the organism in Eukaryota, Metazoa, Arthropoda, Insecta, Lepidoptera, Pyralidae. The record is from RefSeq and is a predicted model, not a curated record. The coding region runs from base 138 to 1958 and encodes 606 amino acids. Gene Ontology annotation, cellular component: plasma membrane. Gene Ontology annotation, molecular function: ATP binding; ABC-type transporter activity; ATP hydrolysis activity. The transcript has 11 exons.
AUACAAGUAGUAUCAUGUAGAUAGCAAACGAAGACGGUGCGCAUACGCGUACGACAAGCAAUUUUUCAAUUCCGCGGUCGUAACAAACACCAUCCGGUCUUAUUCACGAAAUAAACUUAGUAUUUCAUUGUUUGAAAAUGGAUGUGGAAUCAGGAAAGGAUGAUUUGAGUGUUGAAGGGAAACUGGUCGUUUUCGUCGAUAUUGUGUGCAGGAUCCAACAAAAGACAUCAAAAAAAAUACAAUGGAUUAGAAGAAAGAAAGAUCCUCAACAGUACUCCUGCAUCUUGAACGAAGCAUGCGGCGCCGUACGCCCCGGCCGUCUUACAUUCAUCUUAGGGCCAUCAGGCGCAGGGAAAACUACUCUAUUGAAAAUAUUAGCCGGACGAAAAAAAACAGGCGUAACAGGCUAUUUGCACGGCGCAGGUCGCAACUCGGUGCUUGUAAGUCAGGAUGCGACCCUACUGGAUACGCUGACUGCAAAGGAGACGCUAUUGUUUGCUUCCAGACUCAAAUUGCCCAACGCUAGCAACCGCGAACGAUCACAUGCGAUAUCAACAAUAUCAUUACAGUUAGGUAUACACGAGGCCCUGAAUACUAGAGCUGGUAAUCUCUCUGGUGGUGAAAGAAAAAGACUUAACAUUGCUUGUGAAUUACUAGCUGAUCCCACUGUAUUACUACUGGAUGAACCUACCAGUGGCUUGGACUCGGUAUCAUCCAUGUCAGUGGCCAAGGCUCUCCUAGCCGUAGCACGCAGUGGUCGCACUGUAGCCUGUGUCAUCCAUCAACCAUCCUCGCAGUUGUUUACGUCGGCAGAUGACAUCAUUUUGCUGGCAAACGGCCGCACACUAUACGCUGGAUCUGUAACUAAUGUACCUGAGACGCUAGCCAAAGCCGGCUUCGUUUGUCCACAAUACUAUAAUAUGGCUGAUUACUUAUUAGAAAUAGCGAGCGGAGAAUGUACUGGCAAUUUAUCAUUGUUGGAAAAUGAAGCUAAAAAUUAUACUUAUGAAAUGAAAACAAUUGCUAAGAACGACGUUGAAGAAAAAACUGGAAAACUAACGAGUACGGAAGCUGAAGCUCUUCUAAAUUCAAAAAUAAAAACAUCACGCGAAUAUGCAGCGAGUGGAUGUCAACAAAUAAGAGCUCUUCUCUGGCGAUGCUACAUUGGAGCACUAAGAGAUGUACACCUAACUCAAAUCCGGUUGGCCUGCCACCUAGUAGUGGCGUUGAUGCUUGGCGCGCUAUACAACGGCGCCGGUGCAGAUGCUGCCCGUGUUAUGUCCAACACCGGAUGUCUAUUUUUCUUCCUUCUCUUCUUGUUCUUCUCCAACGCUAUGCCACCGAUACACACUUUUCCCGUGGAAGCGUCAGUUGUACUCCAAGAGCAUUUGAAUAAGUGGUAUUCUCUUACAACAUACUGCGUGUCCAAGGUCUUAGUCGAUUUGCCCGUACAGCUACUCUGCGCAACAGUAUUCGUGUUCCCGGCGUGGUAUCUAACAUCACAGCCGUUAGACGUGAACAGGAUGGCUCUUGCGUGGUUCAUAUGUGUCCUUCUGACCAUUUUGGCUCAAACAUUUGGUCUUGCAGUUGGAGCAGCUUGUGGCGUUAAGCUCGGUCUAUUCGUUAUCCCGGCAGCGAACAUACCAAUGUUAAUGUUCUCCGAAUUCUUUAUACCUUACCGGGAGAUACCGUACUACCUCCGACCUUUCGCGACCAUAUCAUACUUUCGAUACUCUUUCGACGCAUUUCUAGAAACGGUCUACGGAUUUCAACGUGCAAAGUUACCGUGUUUAACCGACACAUUCUGCAUGUUCAGAAAACCCGAGGACUAUCUGGAAUAUUUAGGUCUUUCAAGAGAUAUAAACAGAGAUAUAAUUGCUUUAGUUUUGUGGAUUGUUGUUGUACAAAUAGGUCUAAUCUCUGUUUUAGUGUUUAGAGUUUACAGGGCCUGUAGAUAGUCCAUGUUGUAAGUAGGUAUCUGUUUAUGUAAAAAAUACACAAUUCAAUCCGAAAGCUUAUCGAUAUUAGGUAAUGUGAUUUUGUUAUUAAGUACGAGAUCUAAAUAUAUUACAAAUAUCUCAUAUUAUUAUUAUUAUUAUAUUGUAGGAUAAGGUUUAAUAUGAGGAUCUAUAAUAUUCAUGUAAACAAACUAAUCUUAAUCUACUAUUUUUCUUGUAAUAAUAACUAUGGGGUCGAUGCUGAGACGCCAUUUCUCUAAAGGUACCUACCUAUCUCUAAAAUAAUUUGAUAUGACUGCGAAAUCUUCAUUCUAAGGACUAUAAAUAAUAUAAAUAGAUAUAAUAUAAACUAAAUUUCUUAUAGGUUUAAGUCAAAAUUAAUAUAAAUUUGAUUUUAUAAUGGUCCAUAAAAUAAUGAUUUCGCGAAACUAUCAAAUUAAAGUAUUUUGUUAAUAGAUAACAAUGGAAUGGUAACCCCGCUCCGGAUAACAAUAUAUAUUGACGGAACACCAGUAAGGGAUGAUAGGUGGGGAUGAAAACAGGGCAGUUAGCCCAUCGAGAUGAAUACAACUAGAAUUUAGUGCGAUGGUUUCCAAGGGGGACCACGUGAGAAUCGACUUGAAAUAUAUUAUAAAAACGGCGUUUCAGAAUCGAUCCUAAUGAUUGCAUGCAAAUGAGUUUCAUUGACAACGAAUUUUACAAUAUUUUGAUUCCCAACAUGCACCUUACAAAUUUAUUUUCAAAAAUGCUGUAACAUGGAUGUAACAUGCUCUUAACUAUGUACCUACCAGAUUCCAAACUAAAACUCUAUCAUAUAGUUUUAUAUUAGAGAUCUAAAUUAAUUUAGAAAAUGAAAAAGUAACAAACUAAGUAUUGAAGCAUUAAUAUAUUUUUUUUUAUUGUUUGUCUCGUAUGCAUGAAGAGUAGUUCAAAAUAAAACUGACAUAAUAAAACUACU